Molecule: messenger RNA, 3342 nt
Organism: Penicillium macrosclerotiorum
Lineage: Eukaryota; Fungi; Ascomycota; Eurotiomycetes; Eurotiales; Aspergillaceae
Product: rRNA-processing protein UTP22
Exons: 1
Coding region: 1-3342 (1113 amino acids)
Biological process (GO): tRNA export from nucleus; rRNA processing
Cellular component (GO): CURI complex; small-subunit processome; UTP-C complex
Source: RefSeq, a predicted model, not a curated record
AUGUCAGAUCACUCCGUGAAGAGAAGAAAGCUGAGUCCCUCUCCGGGCCAAAUCAAAUCUUCCGCCACCGUGGCGGCCGAGACCGAGAAAGCGGACCAUACUGUCGCGCGCAAAGAUGCGCAUCAAUCAAGCACCCAUCCGGACCGCCGGGCAAAGGAUGACCAUUCUGCUGAAUUGGCAAUGGCGAGCGGCUUUUACAAAUCUAGCUUUUUUAAGCUACAGGUGGAUGAGCUUCUGUCUGGGCUGAAAAUGAAUUACGACAAGCGAAUCUCGAAACUUCAGGAUACCCUACACAAAGUGAAGGGUGCCAUUGAAAACCUGCCGGACCGUUCUCCCAAGUCAAUUCCGGAGGCUGAAAAAGAGCUUCGCACGGCAUCAGGAAUUAUGAUCCCAUGGCCCGAGCCGCGGCCGAGCAAGGAUGCUAAGUACACCAUGUCAUAUAUGAAGCCAACCAACAUCAACGUGGUGGGAAGCUUUGCCUUGCGGACAGGGGCCAAGACUGCCGAGUCUCGUCCAGUGGAUCUGGCGGUGACAAUGCCCGGUUCUAUUUUCCAGGAAAAGGACUACGUCAAUUAUCGGUAUUUCCACAAGCGCGCUUACUACGUUGCUUGUCUCGCCGCCGGUAUCCAAGAAACUGCCAAUGCUCUCGGAUUAGACGUGAAAUUUGGAUUUCAGGAUGGUGACAGCCUCCGCCCAUUGUUAUUGUUGGAACCUCAUUCCUCUAAAGGCGACGUGACACCCUCGCGCCCUCAAAUCCGGAUACUGACUGCGAUUGACCCGACAUUGUUCCCCAUCACCCGAACGCUACCAUCCAAGAACAACAUUCGCCAGGGCUCCGCGACUGAGAAAGAAUCCGAUAUAUCGACAUCAUUUUACAAUGCUAGUCUUCGAUCUGAAGCCUCGGUCUCCCUCUGUCACAAAUAUCUUCACUUUGCUUCCCAGAAGUGUGAAUCUUUCCGCGACGCGUGUAUCCUCGGACGUACCUGGUUGCAACAACGGGGACUCCAUACCUCGUUCCAGCAUGGAGGCUUCGGGGGUUUCGAGUGGUCCGCGCUCAUCUCCUUGCUAUUUGAAGGUGGUGGACCUUCUGGCCAACCGAUUCUUCUGCGAUCUUACAGCAGCUAUCAGAUCUUCAAGGCUACCAUGCAAUUCCUUGCUGGCCGUGAUUUGACAACUCCUUUGGUUCUUUUUGCAACCGAGAUUUCUGUUUCCAGCAACGGAAAACCUGUUUUGUAUGACGGUCGCCUCGGACUGAACUUGCUCUAUAAAAUGACUCCAUGGUCCUAUAAAAUGCUGCGCCACGAGGCGUCUAUGACACUAAAAAUGCUCAACGAGUCCCGAGAGGAUAACUUCGAUAGGGUCUUCAUUGUCAAGGUUGAUGAACCGGCCUUGCGAUUUGACCGACUCAUCGCGUUCCCCAAGUUCUUCAACGGCGGUACUUUACAAUCUCUUCGUGAUCAAACCAAGCUAUACAAUGUACUGUCAAGGGCUUUGGGGGAUCGCAUUAAAUUGAUUUCUCUCACGAGCCACUCUGUGGGCGCUUGGUCUGUCCGCGCUAAGGCAAUGAACAAAACAGCCACCAAGGAUGUGUCUGUCGGUCUCAUGCUCAAUGCUGAUAAUGUCUCUCGAGUAGUCGAUCACGGACCAUCGGCAGAAGAUAAGGAAGAAGCGGCCUCUUUCCGUGCAUUUUGGGGUGAAAAGGCCGAACUCCGACGAUUUAAGGACGGCAGUAUCUUGGAGAGUCUUGUGUGGUCCGAUCAAGAAUCUGAAGAGUCCAUCGUGCACCAAAUCCUUGCUCAUGUCUUGCAGCGGCAUUUGAAAAUCUCCGAGGACGACUUCUUCCUCCAUGGUGAUGAGUAUGAUGAUAUUCUCCACGAUGAAGGUGACGGAGUUGUGUCUUAUUCCAAUUCUCCCUUCCAGUCCAUCAACGAUGCUUUUAGGGAGUUGGAGCAAUCGAUCCGAAGCAUGGACGACGUUCCCUUAACUAUUCGGCAUUUGGCCCCGGCCAGUCCCCUACUUCGUUAUUCGGCCCUCCGCGUACAGGGCGCAAGCGGAGCCCACGGAGCAGCUGAUGUUGUUCUUCAGUUUGAAAGCUCAUCGCGCUGGCCUGAUGAUUUUGCGGCCAUACAGAUGACAAAGACUGCUUUUCUCAUCAAGAUCGGAGAUUCUCUUGAAUCCUCGGGCGCUGCUUCAUCGUGUCGUGUUGGCUUGGAAAACGAGUCCAGCAAAGUGCUCAACAAUGCUUACCUGGACAUCCCCCACACAUCAGGCUUCACAUUUCGUCUGAGAAUUCAUCAUGAACGUGAGCAGACACUACUUGAACGUCAGCUCAAGAACAAAACAAUCAGCCCCCGGGAACGAGAAGAAGCUGCCUACGCUCUCUUUGCGUACAAGAAGGUUUUCAUCCAGACUCCUCGCCUGACCCAGGCUCUUCGGAGCCUCUGCACUCGUUUCCCUCUGCUGUCCCCUACCAUCCGUUUAGUCAAACAUUGGUUUGCCUCCCACCUCUUCUCUGCUCAAAUCUCCGAAGAGCUGAUAGAGCUGCUGACUACCCGGGUCUUUACCCAAUCUUACCCCUGGGACAGUCCCUCAAGUAUUAUGACCGGAUUUUUGCGAACUCUCCACUUUAUUUCCCGUUGGGAUUGGCAACAAGAGCCUUUCAUCGUUGACCUCGGCGGAGAUCUUAACCCCGAAAUCACUGAAACCAUUCGAACUCGGUUCACUGCAUGGCGCAAUAUUGACCCGGCAAUGAACACUGUUGCCCUAUUCAUUGCUUCGGACGUCGAUCCAGAUGGCGUCACGUGGACGCAGUAUGAAAUGCCUUCGAAGGUCGUGGCCGGACGCAUGUCUAUGCUGGCAAAGGCAGCGGUGAAUUUGCUACGAACACAACACGACGAGCUCGACGUAACUGAUCUCUUCCAUACAUCUCUUGCGCCUUACGACUUCGUCAUUCAUCUGCAGUCGAAGAUGUUCAAUGGCCGAUCGGUCUCGAGGUCGAAGUAUAAGAACUUGGCAGACGCGAUUGCUCCCGAGCAAGCCAGCAAGCUAGCUGUUGUUAAGUCUUUUAUCCAGGAAGUUCAAGCAUGUUACAGUCAAAGCAUCCUUCUCUUCUACGGAAACGAAAGCUCUGGUUUGGUUGCAGGUCUAUGGAACCCCCAAACACUCAAACCACGGAAUUGGAAUCUGAAGACAGCAUUUUCGACAGCGCCAGCAUCAGUCAACCACCAGGAGAAGGAGGGCCUUGUUAUGAUCAACCAGGCAGCCAUUUUGAAUGAGAUAGCCCGCCUGGGCGAUGGCUUUAUCGACCGUAUUGAAACGUCCAGCAGUGUGGAAGAAGCAUAA